This is a messenger RNA of Symbiodinium sp. CCMP2592, 1962 nucleotides long. Lineage: Eukaryota; Dinophyceae; Suessiales; Symbiodiniaceae. The record is from the annotation of a GenBank genome assembly.
AUGUCGUUCUAUGACGUCCUGGGACUUCAACAAAAUGCUUCGUUGGAAGAUAUCCGCUUGGCCUUCAAGCAGAGGGCACUUGAGGUCCAUCCGGAUAAAGGCGGCACCAAGGAGGCUUUCCAUCGUGUGUAUCAGGCCUUCGAGACCCUGGUGGCGAGGCAGCGGAGGGAACACCAUGAUGCAUGGCUGGCGUCUUUGAAGGAACCAGCGAGCCGGAACAGGGAGCCUUCCUUCGCGGAGAAGAGGCCGAAGGGCCAAGCGCGGAAGCAGAAGAAGGACGCUGCGAAGACUCGGGCAAGCACGCCGCAAAUGCCUAGACCUCGCCCCUCCAGUCGGUCUCGGCUUUCGAAGAUUCACCGUCUUCUUGGCCGCCUGUCUCGUGAGACGCGCCGGCAGGUGAUCUGCCAGCAUUUCAGCCAGAAACAGCGGCUUCUCUUGGAAAAGUGGAUGUCUUUGAUGCCUGGGCCCGCCGCAGAUGAGACCAGAGACCGUGAAAGUCCUGUGGACCCCUCUGCAACUUUGCCUCAAGAAGCGAUCUUGAACAACGAGUCAAGGCCCAGCGAAGAGCGAUCAGUGGUACGCCUUGCCUUACCUGACCUCCCGGCUAGAAGCCACAUCAAGCCGAAAGCCCGUGGCAGAAGCAAGGUGCGGGGCUUGGGUGCAGAGAAAUAUCCGAGUGGUGUGACUGUGUACAUGGCUUGUAUAGGAAUUGACGGCGUUGUUGUAAGUUCCCGGAAGUGUGACUUGCCGACUGCCUUGGACUACCUGGUUAUUCUCACCACGAUGAAGGAGCGCGUCCAGCUUGGAGAUAACCUUGUGUCCCGCAUGGAGCAGGCGCUUUGCCUGGCUGCUGAGGAGCAAGGGAAAGAGUUGCAGGAGCUGCAGCUAGGCUUCAGCCUCCACAUGCGCCAUGCUUACUGGAUCGGCCGGCAUACCUUGUGCACGCCUCGGUGCCACUCUUUCAAAGUGCUGGCUGACCAUCGACAGCUCCUCGCCCCCUUCUUCCAGCGCAAGAGCGACUGGGUGCACUUUGACCCCCAGGCUUUGCGGAACCAGUGGCUACAGUUCCAGACGCUGUACCUGGACAUCUGCAGUUCACUUGGCAUGCAGCUCACAAAGGUGCGGCAGCGUCUGCAGCGAAUGUACAGGCUCAACUCGAACUACCGGGAAGCCUUCCGCCGGCAUUUGGAGCGGAAAGCUAUGGCCAGGGAGGAUCCGCGCCGUUGGAGAAAGAAGCAGCCCAAGGUCACUUCCCGGCAGAGACGGGCCCACAUCAUAGAGGAGCGGCGCGUCAAGGUGCUGUCGCGACUGCUGCGGGAGUGGCAGUGUGUCAUUGACAAGGACGACGCUCGCUGCAGGCUUAGAUCACAACAGCAUCAUCGGCGGAAGCGCAAGAACGCCGAAGACAGGCAAGUGAACGCUGAUCCAGAAGCCCUUGAUAUCUCCGGAUUCGUAUCUGCUCUUGCAGCUGCCGAGGCAAAGGUCAUCAGCACGUCAUGUGGCUUCCUUGCUUAUUUUCAACAGGUGCUGGCUGCAAAGACGGAGAAGACCUUCAUCAGCUCAUCCUUGGUCGCUUUGCCUGGUUUACGCUCGCGUUUUCGUGACGACGAGAUCAUGAUACUCACUUUCGAUGCCCACAUACUUGGGUCGCCUGCUUACAGCACUGCCCUCGAUGGGUUUGAAGGUCCGGUAGUCGGGUUGGACAAGUCCAUGCACCUCUACGAGGUGAUCUCCCAAGAUUUGGCCCACCUCGACUUCGAACGUGCAGAGGUUGAAAUGGAGCGAUUGGUAGCCACUGCUUUAGACCGCUUUCCUGGUACUAAAGCAAUUUUGCUCGAAUGUACCAACCUUCCGCCGUACAAACAUGUAAUCAGACGGCACUUUGCAGGUGAGAUCCAUGACUGUCUGACCACCCUGGAGGGUGUACACUCUGGACUGGUGAAGGAACGAUUUCUCGCCUGA